Messenger RNA from Exophiala aquamarina CBS 119918, 1758 nucleotides. RefSeq names its product retrograde regulation protein 2. NCBI's taxonomy places the organism in Eukaryota, Fungi, Ascomycota, Eurotiomycetes, Chaetothyriales, Herpotrichiellaceae. Gene Ontology annotation, biological process: regulation of transcription by RNA polymerase II. The record is from RefSeq and is a predicted model, not a curated record. The transcript is spliced from 2 exons. Bases 1 to 1758 code for a protein of 585 amino acids.
AUGGUGCGACAGCAAUGGGAUCCGGUUUUCCAUAUCAGAUCUAUCGCCACCUACAUCACGAAUACUACCGACUCUUCACGUCCACAGUUCGACCUGAAAGGGAAACGAAUCCCCAUUCCAGAUUCUGUUACUCGUGCUGUUAUUGCUUCAUUCCUGCGUUUCAAGAUUAUCUGCGGUGAUUUUGAGGUCCCGGAAAAUCAAAUCCGUAUCAUUGCCACCGAGGCAACUCGUGAGGCGUUGAACUCGGCUGAAUUUAUUGCUGCAAUCAAAAAGGAAACUGGCUUGACCGUUGAGGUACUCCCGAAGGGCGAAGAGGGCAAAAUUGGUGCAAUGGGUAUAGCUAGCAGCUUUACAUACGUCGGCGGUCUCGUGAUGGACCUUGGUGGGGGAAGCACCCAGAUCAGCUGGAUGGUCUCUCGUGAGGGCCAGGUCCAAACAAGCCCAGCAGGAGCCUUUAGUUUCCCGUACGGAGCGGCUGCAAUGACUCGCAUAUUGGAUGACAUCAAAGCCGGGAAGUCAAAGGAGGAGGCCGAUAAAGCACUUGCCAAACUUCGGGAAGACAUGAAGAAGAAGUUUUUGGACGCGUAUCGCAAUUUGGAGAUACCACAAGAAUUAAUUGACAUCGCCAGACUUUACGGAGGAUUUCAACUUUAUCUCUGUGGUGGCGGCUUCCGGGGUUGGGGAUACCUCCUGCUUUACCAAAGCCAAGUGCAUGGCCACCAUUAUCCCAUUUCAAUCAUCAACGGCUACAAGGCGGACAAAGUUCAUUUCGAAAGCACCGAGGAGCUGAAACACAUUGCACACACGGCGAAUAAAAUCUUCCGCAUCUCCGAUAGAAGACGAGCUCAAGUCCCGGCCGUGGCAUUUUUGGUCAACGUUCUCUCCGAGGCCAUUCCAUUCGGUAUCAAGGAGGCACAGUUCUGUCAAGGUGGAGUACGUGAGGGCGUCCUAUUUCAGGAGCUACCAAUUCAUACUCGGAGGGAACACCCACUUCAAGUCGCUACUGCGCGAUACGCGAGGCCAUCAGCUAUGGCCUUGGGUGAUCUAUUGCUAUCCGCCAUUCCAAUUUCGAUGGGCAAUGAGCCGAGAUCAUUCCCUAGGUCAAUCUCGACUGACAUCAUCCGCUCAUUGGCCAACGUAUUUUUCGAAUACUCAGACGUGUCAAAAGAAUCCUCUUCGAGCGCUGCUCUGUCCAGCACUACAACUGGGAUCUUAGCUUCAGCACAUGGAGUCUCACACUCCGAUCGAGCUCUUCUGGCUCUCAUGUUUGAGGAGCGAUUCGAAGGUGAAUUACCUCCCCGUGAGGCUGAUUACAAGACAGCACUCAGCGACAUACUCACGCCUGAGGAAGUCUGGUGGACUCGCUACAUCGGUAAGGUAGCGAUGACAGUAGCGAGGGUGUAUCCUACUGGGGUUAUGGAGGAGGGAGAGCCUCGAGUAAAAAUCUCUGCUCAAUGGGUCGCAGGUUUAGGAAGGCACGGCAACAAGAACGGAAUAGAAUUGAAGUUCUCCGUUCCCAAAGUUCCUAACGAUCCAUUAAUGCGGAAGCCUGUAUUGGAAGACCUUUUGCAUGUCAUUCAAAAGGUGGGGAAACGGAAGAACUGGGUUGGCGGAAAGGAAGGGUGGGGAAUAAAAGUCAAAGUUAUUGUUGAAGAGGAUGAAUGGGUGGACGGUGAGGAAGUGUGGCAUAUUGAAGGUCAACCUUUUGACGUGGAGUCGCAAGGCUACCAGAGUGCCUCGAGAGGGCAAUUGCUAUAA